UGCAACAUUAACAAUAUGAAGUGAAUCACCCACCUAUCCGCGUGUACGGUGGCAGCCUGCGCAGAUAAGAGGGCUUGUUGGCGAGUACCAGCGAGAUUUGUUGGGGAGAGUCAGUGCGAGUUGUGAUACCGCGGUGAGAGCCUGAUCCAUCUAUCCAAUCGUGAGCGGAGUGACAGUCGACAUAAUGAUCCCUUAAUUCUCGCAUUUUCAAUAAUUCCCUUGUCGCUCGAGAUGGCUAGCUGGUUCGUGCCCAGUGUUGGAAGAGUCGAUUCAAUGUCUCCAAGGAAUCAUCACGUGUAGUAUGAUAGGAAAAGUCGCGGUGCAUGCCACAGGUGUGGGUGGCCGAUUCAUUAAAAAAAUCCCAAUAGCAAUGAACUCCACCUGCAAAGCUCGCAGAGCUCCGCCGUGAUUAAAGCACAACGAACUUAAUUAAAUAAAAUACGAGAUAUAAGCAGUGAGUAAAGCAACGAAAACCCCAAAAUGAGACCUUCGCGAGCAGACCUGGACGAUAUACCGGACAAGUACCUGGAGACGAUAGCCCAUUAUCUGAUGGACAUGAGAAACGAUACGGUAGAUUUGUCGAAGCCGCAACUACGGCCCUCCUUCACCAACAACUAUGCCCUUUUUAUAUUGCUGUAUUUUGUGAUGAUCACUUGCGGUAUGGUCACCAAUAUCGGCAUGAUCUAUCACAUCAUUCGACAUCGGCUCUACCAGGACCCCACAUACGCUUACCUGAUUAAUAUCGCGAUAUCCGACGUGACAAAAUGCAUCUUCGUACUUCCCAUCACUCUGGCCGUAUUACUGGUACAGAAUUGGAUCUUCGGGAAGUUCCUGUGCUACUUCCUACCCAUGCUCCAGGACAUUCCAAUUCAUGUAUCAAUGAUGACUUACUUAUUGAUUGCCGGCGAUAGAUAUCGAUUCGUCAGUAUGCCCGGGAAGCCGAGAAUUCCCGCAUUCGUCUGCGCCCUUGGUACCUGGUUUUUCGCUGUUUGCAUCGUCCUACCGUACGCGAUUUAUACUACUUAUGUUGAUCUCGAGAGCUUCAAGAAACUUCACUUUCGCGGCCUGGGAAUUUGCUUGGCUAAUCUCACUGAUGACAUCCAGCAGUACAUGAGGAGUAUAUUCUUACUAACUUAUAUCGCUCCACUAACGGUGACGGCCUACCUCUACGUUAAAGCCAGCAGAGAACUCCAGGACCAAGACGAGCCCAUGGCAGUGGCAAUGUUCGAGGCACGAGCUAAGAACUACUCGCGUCACGGAAGCAAUACCAGCAAUGACGUGACAUUACUUCGGGAAGUGAAACGUGAAAGUGGUAGCGUGAUGACUGGCGGUACUGUUGGGAUUUCCGGUUUUUCAACAACAUACGAUCUUUAUGACGCUGAACUAGACGUGAGGAAGGAAAAACGGACACAGAAAUAUCUCAUCUUCAUGGUUUCCGUUUUUGCUAUUCUGUUAUGUCCGCUCAUGGUGCUCAGAUUAGCGAAACCUGCUCUUAUCGAGACGUACGAGAACACUGGUCAUUUUGACAUAACCUUCACCAUGUUCGUCUGGCUGGGAUUUGCAUCAAUCGUCACAACCCCGAUAUUGUACGCCUCCUGGCACAUGAGUCGUCCUGCGAAGGAGCGUUUGAAGGGAUACUUUCAGUUUUCUACUAAACGACUCCAACCGGUACUGGAGAAGGGCUUGCGUCAUGGUAAUCGCCACGAGGGUGGCCUUGCAAAUGUCGCGUACACCCCUCAAGCACGAGCCGGAAGUACGAGCGGAAGCAACGGGAGUGACGAGUAUACCCGAGGCAAUUGUAGUUUUCAACGUCCGGAUCUCAUCAACAAUGCACAUCAGAUGAGUCCAGUCCGUUGAGGGAUUGAAGCAUUGUCCGUUUUUCCGAAGGGCUUUUCAUUCUUCAAUAAUAACGGAUAAUUGCUGCUGCAAUCGAUUUUAAAUUAUAAAAUCAUUUGCUCCUUUAUUUUUCACUCAAUAAUUUUUCCCAUGUUCGCAUUAUAUAAUUUAAAUAAAAAUAAACAAAUCAUCUUCUAAAGAGAACACAUAAUUUUUCAGAACAAAUUUACUCUCGCAGUACAAAGAUUGAAAUUGUUUCUAAAAAUUUUUAAUCAGAUAAGGGCACUUCAUCUUUCGUUAGGGCACGAACCAUUCCCUGGCAUUGUCGAGGGCAGAAUAAAUUCUGGGAAAACAAAGUGUCCCGUGAAUAAAAAAUCUACUAGAAUAUCUUGAGGGGAUGAAUUUCCCUCUUCCAACUGAGAUUGCAUUGAGAGCUUGCUCCAAUCCACCCCCAUGACACUCAGACUUUUUUUUUUACAUCCCUUAUAUUACCGGCUGGCGAUCCAUUCCCGACCGUAAUGUAUCGUCAUCACCGAGGAGACGUGUCGAAAAUUGUGGUCCAAAAAAAAAACUUUUCGUGGGAGUUAGAGAUAAAUACAAAAUUUCCGUUGACGUCAAAUUGGAGAAACCACUCUCACUAAACUCCGAGCACGUCAGUGGUUUUAGCUUAUGCAACGCGGAAAAAAAUUCACAACUCAACUCGCAAUCAAGAUAAUUUUCGAAAGAUUAAUGUGUCUGAGGAGAAAAGUAGAUUCUGAACACAAAACUUACAACUUACUUAGAAAACUUUUUGUAAUUAGACCAAAUAGGUUAAUUACUUGUUGUAAUUGUGAGUAAACUCGGUAAGUGGAGAAAUUGUGAGUUAAUUAAGCUAUUCCAUUGUCAAGUCUACAGUGACGUGAGAUAAAUUGUAAAGAUGGAUUUUUUUAGAGAUUUUAUAUAUUCCUAGGAACUAGUCAUGGGGAUCAAUAUCUCCAGAGAAUGAUUUGUUUUUGGCGAUGGAAAGUGAUCACAUCGGAGAUUUUUUUUGUAGGUUACUCGCUGUGAUUUGAUGUCUUGCAUGACAAUAAGGUGGUUAAUAUCAACACAAUUAUAGCGAACUUACUAUCCGCAUUGCUAACGUGUCAUUGAACUAUUCGGGUGAAAGUAAAAGGGUUGCGCCUGAAAUCAAUGGCUAGGAAAAACCAGGGGAAAAAACCACAAAAUCAAUGUCAUCAGUUUCUGUUCAUGACUUGAACAUUAUUACUAAACAGCAAAGCAGGAGUUUCUAAUCUUUCGAUGUGGCGGACAAUGUGUCGCAAUGUUUAUAAGGGCCACGAAGACCGCGAGAAAGCUCAUGAGGGUCACAACGAUGAAUAGAGCUCUCCCACGAUGUUUGGCCCUUACGACAUUUCUUGUAACACUUCACAUGAUUUAUUUUUCAUUCUGGUGGACCAAAAAAUAUGGAUCUCACGCACGAAUAAAAUAUAACGAAUAUUUUGGUAUGCGACAGAUGAAAUGCAAACGUAUUGAUCGACUAUUCUUCUGGAAUAUGGGAUAAAAUAUUUUCACACCCGCAUUCCUAUGGGAUAAAACGAGGAGCAUAGACUAGCUAUCCACUGGCGACGAUAAUUGUCAGUGAAUUUGUAUAUAGCAAUAAAUGAAAUUGGAGAAAAUGGGCGAUGAGAAUUAAUUUCACAAUACAACAUUCAAUAACUAUCCAAUACCCCAUCUUGUUGGUAGAUCCAAUUCCCUCUGAUGCAUUCUACCAGUUAACUAUGACGAGACCUGUCUUGUAAGUACGUACAUAGUUCAGACGUGGCACAAAGUCCGAUUGAAAUCCAUGAGAAAUAAAAUAAGAGUGAAAAUUGCAGAAUCGAAAAAAUUGACCCGAGAUGUCUGAACCUUUUGGCGCUCCUUACGAGCCUUUAUAAACACAAUUUGUUCCCUCGGUUAGCCGGUUAACUCGGCUACCAUUUCGAUGAAUGAAAAAAUAUGGAUCUCACGUAGUGGUUUUUUUCCUUCAAUUAUUGUAACUCUAACAAUAAAACAUGACGAAUAUUUUGGUAUGGAAUGAAUAGAGUGCGAACGUAUUGAUCGUCCUAUUCACGUCGAAUAUCACAUACACUAUUUUCAAAUCUGCAUUAUUAUGAAAUAAAAGAAGCGGUGUAGCAUAACCAUCCGCCAGAGCUUAUUAUUGUCAAUGAAUUUGUAUAUAACAAUAAAGAACAUUGAAAAAAUUUAAUGUUACAAA
This is a messenger RNA of Diachasmimorpha longicaudata, 4069 nucleotides long. RefSeq names its product prolactin-releasing peptide receptor. The record is from RefSeq and is a predicted model, not a curated record. Gene Ontology annotation, molecular function: neuropeptide receptor activity. Gene Ontology annotation, cellular component: plasma membrane. The transcript has 8 exons. The coding region runs from base 481 to 1857 and encodes 458 amino acids. NCBI's taxonomy places the organism in Eukaryota, Metazoa, Arthropoda, Insecta, Hymenoptera, Braconidae. Gene Ontology annotation, biological process: neuropeptide signaling pathway.